Eublepharis macularius is the source of this 2857-nucleotide messenger RNA. RefSeq names its product solute carrier family 26 member 3 (gene SLC26A3). Gene Ontology annotation, cellular component: membrane. The record is from RefSeq and is a predicted model, not a curated record. The transcript has 20 exons. Gene Ontology annotation, biological process: transmembrane transport. The coding region runs from base 65 to 2332 and encodes 755 amino acids. Gene Ontology annotation, molecular function: oxalate transmembrane transporter activity; bicarbonate transmembrane transporter activity; chloride transmembrane transporter activity. NCBI's taxonomy places the organism in Eukaryota, Metazoa, Chordata, Lepidosauria, Squamata, Eublepharidae.
GUUUAAAGUGACUAACGAUAAGAAGGACUCAGCAAGUUGCCACAGAUACUUCUCUUCCACAGAAAUGGUUGAACCUGUAGGCAACCAGUAUGUCGUGGCCCGACCAGUGUAUUCAGAGGCCUUGUUUGACGAAGAACAUCAAAAAGUGCAUAGAUAUCAUAAAACCUUUCUGGAUCAUCUCAGAGUAUGUUUUAGCUGCUCACCACAAAAAGCAAAGAAAAUCACUCUUGGUGUGUUUCCUAUUCUCUCCUGGCUACCAGCGUACCGCUUCAAGGAAUGGAUACUCAAUGAUAUUGUUUCUGGUAUUAGCACAGGGCUGGUUGCUGUUCUACAAGGCCUAGCGUUUGCUUUGCUGGCAAAUGUUCCUCCAGGCUAUGGACUCUAUGCCGCCUUUUUCCCAGUGGUCAUGUAUUUCUUCUUUGGCUCUUCCAGACAUAUAUCUGUUGGUCCAUUUCCGGUUCUGAGCUUGAUGGUAGGAAGCGCAGUUUUAAAGAUAGUCCCCGAUGACACUGGCAAUAGCACACUCACGAACAGUUCGUUAACAGAUCAACAAAGAGUCAUGGUUGCAGCAUCUGUGACUAUGCUCGCAGGUAUUUUUCAGCUGCUACUGGGUGUCCUACGGAUUGGCUUCAUAGUUAUUUAUUUGUCUCAGUCAUUGAUAAGUGGAUUCACCACCGCCGCAGCUAUCCACGUUGUAAUAUCCCAGCUGAAAUUCAUCUUCCAACUGCCAGUUCCUGGAUACAAUAAACCGCUGGGGAUUAUUUGGACCCUAAAAAGCAUAUUUGAACAGAUUACGGACACUAACAUUGCAGACCUCGUCACUGCCCUCAUCAUCUUGGUCAUUGUCUUUGUGGUGAAAGAACUGAACGAUCGUUACAAAGCCAAGCUCCCAGUACCAAUCCCGAUUGAGCUCAUUGUGACGGUCAUAGCAGCUGGUAUAUCCUACGCUUGCAAUUUCAAAGAAAAGUAUGGAGUGGAUGUUGUUGGCAGGCUAGAUAGGGGAUUUCAGGCUCCAGCUUCACCAGAUAUGAGUACCUUCCAAAGCUGUGUGGGUGACAGUUUCUCCAUGGCAAUCGUGGGCUUUGCUGUAGCCUUUUCAGUGGCUAAAGUAUAUUCCAUCAAACAUGAUUACCCCAUAGACGCCAACCAGGAAUUAGUUGCCUUUGGAAUAAGCAACAUCUUUGGUGGUGCAUUCAAAGGAUUUGCUGCGAGCACUUCGUUGUCACGAUCCGGUGUACAGGAGAGCACGGGAGGUAAAACACAGAUUGCCGGCUUUCUCUCGGCUAUGAUUGUGAUGAUUGUCAUCCUGGCCAUAGGUCAUCUUUUGGAACCAUUGCAGAAGUCAGUUCUUGCUGCUUUGGCUCUUGGCAAUUUAAAGGGAAUGUUGAUGCAGUUCAAAGAGAUAGGAAUUCUGUGGAAGAAGGACAGAUAUGACUGUCUUAUUUGGGUUGUAACAUUCUUGGCUGCUGUUUUACUGGGACUGGAUAUUGGAUUAGCAGCAGGAGUAGGAUUUGAACUCCUGACAGUUAUAUUCCGUGCACAAUUUCCAAAAUGCACAGUGUUGGCCAACAUUGGGAGAAGUGACAUCUACAGGAACAGAAAGGAUUACACUGAUAUUUUUGAGCCGGAGGGAGUGAAGAUUUUCAGAUGCCCAUCUCCAAUCUUCUUUGCUAAUAUCGAGUUCUUCAAAGACAAGUUGACUGCAGCGGUUGGUUUCAAUCCACUGAGAGUGCUACGCAAGCGCAACAAAGCCCUGAGGAAAAUCAGAAAGAUGCUGAAGAAAGGAGAUCUUCAAGUGACCCCUAAAGGUUUUCUUUGUACUGUAAGUGGCCUGAAUGAUUCUGACGAAGAGCUGGACAACAACAGUAUUGAAGAACUGGACAAGCCUACAGAUACCAAAGACUUGCCAAUUCAGUUAGACUGGAACUCAGACCUUCCUGCCAAUAUCACUGUUCCCAGAAUUGACAUCCAUAGCAUCAUCCUCGACUUCUCGGCGGUGUCGUUUCUUGAUGUUUCUGCUAUGAGAGUCCUAAGAGAGACUUUAAAAGAAUUUGUCCGGAUAUAUGUAGAUGUAUACAUUGUGGGAGCACAUGAUGGUCUUCUGGAUAAACUGGAAAGAUAUGGAUUUUUUGAUGAUGAAAUUAAGCCAUCAAUCUUCUUCCUGACUGUUCAUGAUGCAGUUCUGUUUAUAUUAGUAAAAAAGGAUAUUGCAGACAGCUCAACCAAAUUCAAACCCAUUACAGAGAAGGAAAAGAAAGAUCAUUAUAUUAUCAAUACAAAUGGAGGACUCCGUAGUCGGGAUAUCACGGUGCCACCAGAAACAAAAUUCUAAACAGAUUUAUCAGAAAAGAAACACCAGCAAGUAAAACACCUGGAAAACAAUGUAAGUGUUGUCACCAGGGCUUUUUUUCUGGGAAAAGAGGUGGUGGAACUCAGUGCGUCGCUCCGCGGCGCGGAGAGCAAUCUAAACUCCCCUCUGUCUGGAGAUCAGGGGGCGGGGCCACCAGCCAUGUGACCAUUUUCAAGAGGUUCCGGAACUCUGUUCCACCGCGUUCCAGAUGAAAAAAGCCCUGGUUGUCACUACCAAGAACUACUUCAGAUGUUGAAGUCAUCUUGUAACAUGGACAAGUGUAUAUAUGUAUAGUAUAAAAAUUAUGUGAAAUGUGUUGAGGUUGCACAAUACUGAAUUAUCAAUCUGCAAUAUCAAAAAGUUAAAUAUCAAGAAUCUCCUUUAGGCUCAUGUAUAUGUAUGUUUGUAAAUAAUUCCUUUAUAUGUAAACUGUACAGUCACAAGUGUAUAAAUUGUUUCUACAACAUUACAAAAGGUUUUCCAUUUUAUACUGUACCUUAAAAUAUU